UCCUCCCCCUCCUGUUUGAGGAGAGACAGCCUGUUUUCCGAAGGAGAGAAACUGUCCCGGAGCCUCCAGACUGGGAUUGUCCGAGUGAGAACAUGCGGGCAGCGGGGCACCAGCUGGCCGCUGUGCUGGCUCUGUUUGCCGCAGUGUUCGGGUCGCGGGCGGAGGUGAUCGAUGACAUCUUGAACAGCCUCUCCAGGGGAGCAUCCUUCCUGGAGCGGCAACAUGAGCACAUCAACCUGGAUGGGGUGGUCGGCUUCCUUAUGCUGCAAGCUGAGCUGAAGGAGGCAGUUCGGACGUGGCCUCACAGUGACCCGAUCAGCUGGGCUCAGAGAACCCGCGCAGUCGCUCUGGUCAGACGUCUUGAUCAGAGCUUCAACAAGGCCAUUGCCGCCCUGCAGCAGAAUGACCCCAAAUACUACAGAGAGUUUGAGCCCCUGCUGUCGUGGAGUUUCUGGUUGAUUCCUCAGGAGUGGAGCUCCACAGAUUCCAGCCUGGUGUAUCCCUCUACCAUGACCACCGAGUGUUAUGAUGAGCAGCUCAGCGACAAAUGUCUGACCCUGCUGCUGGGAACCUGGAAAAUGAACGGGACGCCCUGCAUCGUCACCAAACCAUGUCGGGACACCAUGACCCGCUUUGGCUGUCCACACUACUCUCUGUCCCACCAGCUGCUCUACUUCAUGAUUGGAAAAAUGAGAGGCUGCACCAACCUGCUGAAAGGCGACACUCGAGCAACCCGAGCCAACAUGACUGAACGCAGCUACGAGAAGAUCUUUUGCUCCAACAUGAUGAAGACCAACCAGGACAUCAUCAGAGACGGUCUGACCGAGCAGACGGUGGACAUCUUCAUUGAAAACAUCCUGAUUUGUGGAUUGGCUGGCUUCUCUGACUUCUACAAUGCUGAUUGGCUGCAGCAUAUCCUCAGGCUGCAGGAUGAGGAAGUGGGCUGCUUUGGGAGAGACAAGAGCAUCAUCUCUCAGAUCAUCGGAGACGAGCUGCUGGAACAGCUGCAGCCUCACAGGAGAGUGAAGAGGAGGGAGAAAAUACUUCCAGAUGGCUGUUCCAGUCAUAUGACAGCAGUGGCUGUCGGUGCUCUGGGAGGAUACCUUAACUACUACUUGACAGAACAGGACAUAACAAAGAGGCCACUCUCCUGAAUGUCCCGACCACCACCCACCCUCUUCAUGGGUGCGUUCACAUGAGCAAAACGUUGUAGAUCAUCAGACAGAGGGGCUCUUCACGGUUGGACUCCCGACACAAUGUUACUUUAUGAACAUAAGUCAUAAGAUGAUGAAAAUGCUUAAUAAAAUGCUGGGAUGUGGGUGCUUGGCACAAAA
Messenger RNA from Epinephelus fuscoguttatus (brown-marbled grouper), 1334 nucleotides. It is a transcript of the gene lg19h16orf89, whose product is annotated as linkage group 19 C16orf89 homolog. The transcript has 8 exons. NCBI's taxonomy places the organism in Eukaryota, Metazoa, Chordata, Actinopteri, Perciformes, Serranidae. Gene Ontology annotation, cellular component: cytosol; membrane. The record is from RefSeq and is a predicted model, not a curated record. The coding region runs from base 93 to 1154 and encodes 353 amino acids.